UUUCUUCUGUCAACUGUUGGUUGUGAAAUUUCUUUGGAAAAUGCCAAGCGCCAACUGAAGAUUUCGUUGCGAAUUUUAUUAUUAAAUCAUAAUUAUGGGUGAUGUUUUCACAAACAAUUUAUGGGAGAACUGGGAGAAAAGUGGUCGGCAAGAAUUCAUUCGAGCAUGUGAAACCUUGCUGAAAAAUGACUCUGAUAAUUCGAUCUUUGACCAUACGAACAGAAUGCCUACGAUCACCAGCUAUGUGCUUCAAUUAAUUGAUAAAGGCAUUAAAGGAGUUUUGAAAAAGGAGGCUGUAAUACUUGCAUUGCAAGAGCUUGUGUCAAUUCACGCAGAUGUAGCAUCUGUAAUCUGCGACGUGUUAAAUGUGGCCGAUGGAAUCACAUCGCAAAUUGAUAGCGACGAUGCGAAAGAUCGCGCGAACUUUUGUAGCAUUGUUAAAGAUUGCGAAAAGUUUCUUUCAGAGAAACUUCUAAAGGAAAGAUUGGAAAUUGAAACUUUACAAGAAGUGGGCAUUUUAAAGAACCGCACGUUUUACUCAAAGUUUAUCAAAAUCAAAACUAAACUCUAUUACAAGCAAAGAAAGUUCAAUUUGUUUAGAGAAGAGUGCGAAGGAUUUGCCAAGUUGCAAACUGAAUUGAAUAAGGAAUUCAAUGAAAACACUAGCCCAGCUGCCCUUAUUGAUAUAGUGCAUUCCCUAAUCGGAUGUUUUAAUUUGGAUCCAAACAGAGUCCUGGACAUAAUCCUCGAAAGCUUCGAAAACAAAACGAAAGAUGCCCACAUUUUUGUUCCCCUCAUUGAAUUAUACAUUAAGGAUCCCAGUAUAAUAAGCGAGGUGUUGUCUACCAAAUUGGCUUUUCUGAAGAACACCGGAGAAGACAUCCCGGCAUCAUUUUUCCUAUUGGUUGCUUAUUUGCUGCAGCAUUCUUUAAUAAGUUUGGACCACAUCUACUCCAAGCUGAGUCCCGACGAAAAGGAAAUCAAGAAACAUUGUGAAAAAGCGUUGAAAGAUGCGGCGGAAUAUGUUCGCAAAUUGCAAAUAAUCUCGAUAAAUAACAAGGAAAAGGAAGACGACAAGGACGACGCAGAGUCUGUUGAGGAUCUUUUCGUUGGAAAUGAAAAACUGCGGCUUUGUGAAGCUUUGCUUUCUAUUGGAGACUGGGGGAACGCCAGAACCCUUAUUAACUUGUUACCGAAACACUUUGCCAUUGGAUUCCAGCCAAUAGCUUUAUCUCUAUGCAACUUGUUGCAUGCCCUUAUUGAACCAGUCUAUUCCUUAAACUGUGCUUUGGGCCCCAAUAUCAACCGUCAGCCGGUUCGGCCUUAUUCAAACCCUCUUGCUCCAAAAGCAGCCCUAACUUUUACUGACUUGAAGGAAACGGUAUUGCCAAUGUUGAUCUGUUUAGGGUCGUCGCUUCAUUAUGACUCGGUUCUAUUAAGUAAAACCAUCAGGUUGUUUAGGGCAGUGCUUCAAGAAAUGGGUGUUGAAGCAGGAAAAGCGUUUACGCCUCGUGAAGAUGAUGGUUUAUACUUUGAAAUAAUUUCCAUUCUUGAUGAGACCAUACUGCCAUCGCUGUCUUAUUUGGAUUGCAACUGUUGCAUUGCUGAAGAGAUUUGGAAUUUAGUCAAGUUUUAUCCGUAUCAAAUUAGGUAUUGCCUGUAUGCUAGAUGGAAAAAUGAUACGUAUUCUGCCUAUCCGCCACUGAUGAAAAAGCGGGGUGAUGCCGAGAAGCAAAUUAAAAAUAUAAUGAAGCGAGUGAGCAAGGAGAACGUAAAGCCAGUGGGACGGUUGAUUGGAAAAUUAACUCAUUGUUCACCAGGAUUUUUAUUUGACUAUGUCCUGUUGCAAAUUCAGGUUUACAGUAACUUGAUAAAUCCGGUGGUCGAUUCGUUGAAAUAUUUGACGAAUCUAUCAUAUGAUGUUCUCGGUUAUUGUGUAAUUGAAAAUCUGUGCCUGGCCGAUAAGAAAAGAGUCAAACAUGACAGUACUUCGAUUUCGAUGUGGUUGCAAAGCUUAUCUGUAUUCUCUGGAGCUGUAUACAAAAAAUAUUCCAUCGAAUUAACGGGAUUGUUGCAAUAUGUGGCAAAUCAGCUGAAAGCCCAAAAAAGCUUGGAUUUGUUUAUAUUGAAAGAAGUAGUCCAAAAGAUGGCUGGAGUGGAACCAAACGAAGAUUCUACAAUGGAGCAGUUGUACGCGAUGUCCGGCGGUGAAAUGCUGAAAGGAGAGGCUGGAUACUUCAGUCAAAUUCGCAACACUAAGAGAUCAUCCCUGCGACUCAAAGAAGCCAUGAACGAAAACGACUUGGCUGUAGCGCUGUGUUUGCUGAUGGCUCAACAGAAUUACUGCGUUGUUUAUAGGGAGACGCAAAAAAGUCAUCUUAAGUUGGUGGGCAAGCUAUCCGAUCAAUGCCAAGACACUUUGGUGCAAUUUGGAACAUUUUUGGGCUCGACACUGACGGUGGAAGAGUACAUUAACAAACUGCCAACGAUUCAGUGUAUGCUGCUAAAUUACCAUAUACCCACAGAAGUCGCUUUUUUCUUGGCGAGGCCUAUGUUCAAUCAUUCGAUAAAUCAAAAAUACGAUCAGCUGCGUAAGGCAGAUCCAAACUAUAAGAAAAUGUCCAGUUCUAUUAAAAUUCAGAAAUAUUAUGAUGCAGUCAAAGAAGUAAUGCAACCAGUGCACAGCUCGUUGUUGCCGUUACAUUCUCCAAAAACCUGGGAAGAUAUCAGUCCUCAGUUUUUAGCUACGUUUUGGUCGUUAACCAUGUACGACUUGUGUGUACCCGAAGAUAUUUACCAACAAGUUAUUAAUAAGGCCAAACAGCAGUCAAUUUCGGCCGUAGAAAGUCUUGGAGCUAAAGGGAAGAAAGAACAAGAGCGUCAUCUUUCCUUAGUGGAGAAACUGAUGGACGAAAAAAAGAAACAGUCCGAGCAUGUGGAAAAGGUCCUUUUCAGAUUGAAACAGGAGAAAAGCAGUUGGUUUCUGCUAAGAGCCGGAAAGUCUGCGAAAACUGAGUCAAUAACCAGAUUUUUGCAGCUUUGCCUGUUUCCCAGAUGUACAUUCACUCAGAUCGACGCGGUGUAUUGCGCAAAAUUUGUACACACCAUCCACAUGUUGAAAACGGAAAACUUUUCUACUCUUCUUUGCUAUGAUAGGUUGUUUUGUGAUGUUACUUAUUCUAUAAUAUCGUGCACUGAAAAUGAGGCGUUGAGGUACGGCCGAUUUUUGUUUGCCAUGCUGGAAACCGUGAUGAAAUGGCACAAAUCUAAGGAAACCUUUGAAAAAGAGUGUUCUAAUUAUCCCGGUUUUAUGACCAAAUAUAGAGUGAGCAAUCAUACCGCUGAUAGUUCAGACAAUGUGGGAUUCGAAAACUAUAGACAUGUCUGCCAUAAGUGGCAUUAUAAAUUAGCCAAGGCGGUCGUAACGUGCCUGGAGUCUAAGGAUUACGUACAAAUCAGAAAUUCGUUGAUCAUUUUAAUAAAAAUCAUUCCCUUCUUCCCUGUACUGAUCAAAUUGGCUCAAUUUCUCGAAAAAAGAAUAGAAAAAGUGAGGGAUGAAGAAAAGAACAAUAGACAAGACUUAUUUACAUUGGCAAUUAGCUACUUAGGGCAACUAAAGCAAAGACUGACCAGCGGUCAAAUGAUGAAGGAAGGGGAUUUUCAUAUUCCUGUCGAGAAAGAUAAGGUGGUAAAACCCAGUCCGGAAGCGCCAGCUGCAAAUGGCAAGGACCUGAACAGGCAUAAUGGUGAACCAAAAGAAAAAGUGUUCAUGCAACAAGAGAAAAAACCAGCGCGUGUAUCUUCAGAAGACGGCAAAUUGCAAAGAGCAGCUUCAAGCAGUACAGAUCAAAUUGCUGGAGAUAAGGAAAGACGCGAAGACAAGCCCACUAGGGAAGAUCAAAAAGAUAAAUAUUUGAAGAAGGAAGAGGCAAAACGAAAUUUAAUUGAAUUAGAAAGAGAUGUGAAGAGAAACCGCAUAGAUGAUAGAGAACUGGAAGACAGAAAUAAAAGAUCUGUCGAUCCAAAGGAAGACAGAUACAUUGAAAUUGUAAGCCCAAAGGAAGAGCGGUAUUCGAUUGAAAGACAAGAUCGAUUUUAUGAAGAGCGAAGUAGUUACUAUCAUAAAGAUAUCAGUGAGCGGGAUAAUUCGGGUUCUUCAACAACAAUGAGCAAGCAUGUCUCCGAUCCAGAACCUGAGAGAGAUAUUAAAAGAAGAAAAGUGGAUGUUGGGUCCGCCAAGGCUGCCAAAUAUGGUGAGCGGAAAGUUGCUGCCGGUCAACUGCUUGAUUAUCCAGAAAAAAUCGAAAAGAAAGAGCGAUCGGCGAGCAAGCGACGGGAGAAGCUGAGCGAAGAGGACAAAGAGCUGAAAAAAGAUCGAAAACUCAAUCGGAAACGGGAUCGUCUAGAGGAAAGCCUUCAACUGGAGCUCGCAAAACGCAGACGUGAAGAAGAGAAAGCCAAGUUACUGUCUCAUCAAAAUGGAGAAAAAAUCGAAAUAUCAGCUCCACCCCUCCGAGAGAAACACCAUAGGAAAGCUGAGAUGCGAGAAACCAGAGACAUAAGAGAAAUAUCGCCGCAAUUUUCGAGUAGCAGGGAGCGGUCGCAUGAGCGCAGCCAGUCGAGGGAGAAACAUAGAAGGAGUUCAGAAAAUAAAAGGAGAUAGCUAAUGUGAGCCGUUCAGAGGAACCCAGUAAUAACAAAACCCUUUUUUGAAACAGUUUCAGUUUAUUAAAGUGUUAUUAUAUUUGUAUGUAAUGUGGCUAAGAAAAUACGAAGUUCCUUUAAAAA
Dendroctonus ponderosae (mountain pine beetle) is the source of this 4788-nucleotide messenger RNA. It is a transcript of the gene tho2, whose product is annotated as THO complex subunit 2. Gene Ontology annotation, biological process: mRNA processing; mRNA export from nucleus. Gene Ontology annotation, cellular component: THO complex part of transcription export complex. Bases 95 to 4663 code for a protein of 1522 amino acids. NCBI's taxonomy places the organism in Eukaryota, Metazoa, Arthropoda, Insecta, Coleoptera, Curculionidae. The record is from RefSeq and is a predicted model, not a curated record. Gene Ontology annotation, molecular function: mRNA binding. The transcript has 29 exons.